Messenger RNA from Drosophila serrata, 1113 nucleotides. RefSeq lists its product as uncharacterized. NCBI's taxonomy places the organism in Eukaryota, Metazoa, Arthropoda, Insecta, Diptera, Drosophilidae. The record is from RefSeq and is a predicted model, not a curated record.
AUGCAGUGGCCAAUUUGUGUGGCCUUGUUAAUAUUUGUGGCUUGGAGUUAUCCUGCCCAAGCAGUUAGAAUAUCCGCUCUGGAAAUUCAACAGCGGUGGCCCGAGAAGCAGACGAAGAUAAGCUCCAGGAACUAUCCCAUCGAGUAUGUCCUCCUGCCAAAUCCCAAAGGUGGAUACAGGAGGCGGUAUGUCCAUGGCUUGGGGAAAGCAGCUCCGACCACUACCACAGAGCGCCCUUUGGUCCGGGUCUGGAAUAGCUUCGUUCGCAGUGUCCAGCCUGCCUUCAGUUUCCGCAACCUGACCAAUCCGCUAGCGAACUUUUUCAACGACGGCAGUGCCAAUAUCAUCGAAACAUCACCCGUUCUCAUUCAAUCCUACGAAGACGAUCAGGAACUGCCGUAUGAGGAGUCUGCCCCAGUGGCUUCGCAGAGUUCCAGCAAGCGCAAACGGAAGCGCCGCAAGCAGCUAAAGCGACGUCCCGUAUACGAUUCAGAUGAAAGCGAAGAUCCCUAUGGCCCGUAUGAGCCCUACUAUGCACCACCGCCGCAUCCAGCCCACACUCAGCCGAUGUUCUUCUAUGACACCAACUCCGGCAGCUACUACGGAGUGCAGCGUUUCAGUCCGCAGGAUUUCCAGUCCAGCUUCUACCACUACCCUAACCAGCAGCAUGGUGAAGCGGAGCAAGGGGAGAUCGAACAGGAGAAGCCGGCCGUGAUGCGGAGGCUCGGUAACAGAAAGGUUACCCUACUGCGCCCCCUGCCGGUGUCGGCACCUAAAGCCCCAUCUCCAGCCAAGUUAACAGAAUUCAGUGAGCCAGGAACGACCAAUGAGAGCGACGAUACGAUUGAGGACACCGAAAACGAUUCCGACGACAGCAGUGCAUCGGGGGAUUCAACGAUUGGCGAGGAAGAGAACAAUAUGGCAACCCACUCACCUCUCUCCGAGAGCAUGCGCAAUGCUCUGGGCGCGUACAUGCGCGACGAUCGCCACUCACGGCAGCGUCAGAGGCAAACUAGUGAGGGAGCAGGAGCAUUUGAUGCCGAGGCCAAAGUAUCGCCCCGCAGUCAUCCACGCCGCUUCUUUCGGCUGGGCGCCUGGUGAGCCAGGCUAACC